CUUCAUGCCCUAGAUAACAAGAGUAGGACCUUCUAUUGCAAGGAGUUUAUGGAUGUUGGAAAGGUUCGACGUAUGUACAACCCUAUAGCAACACCCACCGCUACAUUGUUCGCAUUAAUAGUUCAAAACCAUCCACCAUCACCAGACUCCCACCAACAAUACGCACAUAUCAGCUACAGACAUCGCAAACCCUUACCCAAACCAACCCUCAAUUCCAAAUCCAUGAGCAAACCGCACGAGAACACUCACACUCAGCCCAAAUCACCAGUUCGUCCCAGCCCUCAACAACACCCAGCACGACUAGUCCGCGCACUGAUCUGCCCAAAAAAGCCACGAGUAGAAUGUUACACAAGGAGCACAGUUUGCCCUUUUCACAACCCCCUCUACACAACAUACUUUACUCCCAAAUAUAGCAACAUACUCGCAUGGGAAUGCCAGAGCCAUGCGCGGGGGCCAGUGCCCACCUUCCCGUCCCGUUUCAUCUCGGCCCUAUGGAAAAAGAGCAUGAUUAAUCGAUGACACUGCAGUCACACACACACACACACACAUACGCGCCCUUCGCUUGACAUAAAAGCAA
Messenger RNA from Aspergillus alliaceus, 577 nucleotides. RefSeq lists its product as uncharacterized. The record is from RefSeq and is a predicted model, not a curated record. The coding region runs from base 49 to 519 and encodes 156 amino acids. Lineage: Eukaryota; Fungi; Ascomycota; Eurotiomycetes; Eurotiales; Aspergillaceae. The transcript is spliced from 2 exons.